AUGAAUACAAACUUUACUCCAGCAUUCUACAAUGGCACUGGUUCUUUGACUACUGGAUUUUAUUUAAUAGCUUUUGAUACAUUGGACAAUAAGAACUACCUAAUCUUGGUCUUAUCUUUAAUUUACAUAUGUACACUAUUAGGUAACCUUACAGUGUUAUUAGUUGUGUUCUUAAACCAAAGUCUACACAAUCCAAAAUAUAUCUCUGUUUGCAAUUUAGCUGUGGUGGACAUCAUUAUGAGCAGUGUUAUAAUUCCUCAAAUGGUGCCGGUCUUUGUGUUUAACUGGAAUUUGAUUUCAUUCCAGGCUUGUUUUACUCAGAUGUUCUUUAUGCAUUAUUUUGGUGACUUGGAAUCCUUUUCACUUGCUGUUCUGGCGUACGACCGGCUCAUUGCUAUAUAUUUCCCGCUGCGCUACUCAACCAUAAACACAAACAUGAGGAUUUUUGUAAUCCUGACAGUAAUAUGGGCAGCUGUUUUCUGCCUGGAAAUGUACUCUGUGGCAUUAGCUGCCAGUCUGCCCUAUUGUGCAUCAAGAAUUAUUAGAAGCUGUUGCUGUGAACAUGGGCCUGUAUAUAUACUAGCUUGUGCAGAUAUUACUUUUAAUAGAAAACUGGCCACUGCCAAAACAUUAAUUGUGUUGUUUGGUCCGCUGUCCUUCAUCUUCAUCACCUACAUCAUAAUAGUAAUUGCUGUGCAAAAGAUAGCCUCAGCAAAGCAGAGGAAAAAAGCAUUUAACACGUGUUUCACCCACAUGCUUUUGGUGUUGACCUAUUACCUUCCAGUAAUACUUGCAUACAUACUGGGAAAUCUGCGUUUGGUAAAGUCAUCUGAUCUCUUCACUGCUAUUCUUACCGUGUCUGUGGCAUUGCCCCCUAUGUUAAACCCUGUUAUCUACAGCCUAAAGACUGAAGAACUGAGUGAAAAAAUUAUGAAGCUUGCUGGAAGGCACAAAACUUCACCUGAAUCACUGAAAAAAGUAUCAAGCUAA
Messenger RNA from Polyodon spathula (Mississippi paddlefish), 990 nucleotides. RefSeq names its product olfactory receptor 52K1-like. Lineage: Eukaryota; Metazoa; Chordata; Actinopteri; Acipenseriformes; Polyodontidae. The record is from RefSeq and is a predicted model, not a curated record. Gene Ontology annotation, biological process: G protein-coupled receptor signaling pathway. Gene Ontology annotation, molecular function: olfactory receptor activity; G protein-coupled receptor activity. The transcript has a single exon. Gene Ontology annotation, cellular component: membrane. Bases 1 to 990 code for a protein of 329 amino acids.